AGUUUGCGCCGGUGUGUUGCCUCCGGGGAUCAAGAUGGCGGCAUCGAUAAUCAUCUGGCCGGAGAUAGAGAAAGCUGAACGGGAGAAGCGACGGGAGCUGGUACUGCAGGGCCCGGCAGUGGAGGAGAGGCUGCAGCUUAGUGGCGGGCAGCUCCCCCCGAGCCUCUUCAGCCUGACCCUCCUCAAUUACCUGGAGGUGAGAGACUGUGCGGGGCUGCGGGAGCUGCCGGCCGGUCUGGGCCUCCUCACCCAUCUGCAGAACGUGGUGCUGUGCCGCAAUAGACUGCAGCGGCUCCCCGAUGUGCUGGGCAAGCUGCAGGCCGUGCGGGUGCUGGACCUGUCCGGGAAUCAGCUGGAGGAGCUGCCCGCCGAGCUGUGUGAGCUGCCUGAGCUCUGCACCCUGAAUGUCAGCUGCAACCGCCUGCGAGAGCUGCCCCCCGGCCUGGAGAGAUGUACCAAGCUGGCCAGCCUCAACCUGUCCAAGAACUGCAUCGCGGCCUUCCCCCCCGGCCUCUUCUGUCCUCAACUGGCCCUGCUGGCCUCCAUCUCCGCGGCAGAUAACCAAAUCCAGGAGCUGGGAGCGGAGAUCGGCCUCUUGCCCGGCCUUAAGAGUCUGGACCUCUCAAACAAUCGGCUCGCCGAGAUCCCCUGCGAGCUGGCAGACUGCUCCAAGCUGAAGGAGAUCAACUUCAAAGGCAACAAACUAAAGGACAAGCGCCUGGAAAAGAUGGUGAACGGAUGCCAGACCAAGUCCGUGCUGGAAUAUCUCCGAGUCGGAGGUCGCGGAGGCGGAAAAGGGAAAAACAAGACAGAAGCCGCGGGGAAGGAAGAAGCCAAGGACCGAAAGAAGAAACGAGAGCGCAAGCAGAAGAGAGACGAUGGCGGAGACGAAGAUGACGAGGAAGAGGAGCUGAACAAAACGAUGCUGCGGAUCCUCCACAUCUCUGAGAACCCGGCCCCCCUCACCGUGAACGUGAGCGGCAACGCGAAGGACGUGCGGCCGUAUAUCGUGUGCUGCGUGGUGCGAGGAAUGAACCUGAGACCCGGAAAUGCCCUUAAGAGGUUUUUAGUUGCCCAGACCAAGCUCCACGAUGAAAUGUGUGAGAAACGAACGUUAGCAACCAUCGCCACUCACGACUUGAGGCUGGUAAAGGGGCCGUUGCUGUACGAUGCCAGACCACCGAACGGCUUCAAGGUCGUCCCGCUGGGCCGUAAAGAAAUCAACGCAAAGGAUCUUCUCCGGCAGCUGCAGUUAGAGGCCGAGGAACAAAGGAAACAAAAAAAGCGUCAGAAUGUGUCUGGACUUCACAAGUACCUUCACUUAUUGGACGGCAAAGAAAAUUACCCGUGCUUAAUUGAUGCAGAGAACACAGUCAUAUCCUUCCCGCCGAUCACAAACAGCGAGAAGACCAAGAUCCGGAAAUCUACGCAGGACCUAUUCCUGGAAGUGACCAGCUCUUCCAGCCUCCAAGUGUGUAAAGAUGUUAUGGACACGCUUAUUACCAAAAUGGCCGAGCUGAACAGGUUUACAUUAGAAAACAAAGAAGAGGAAGUUCUCUCCGACUCUGAGCUCGAAGCGCUUCCAGGGCAACACGCGCAAACAGCCAAUCAGAAUCCUCAAACAGAGACUGGCUCCCAACUUCUGUUGGAACAAGUGCGGGUCGCAGACCCCGAAGGAAAUCUCAAGGUUUUAUAUCCGUCGAAGACCGACUUGAAUUUGAACUCAUCGUUGUUUGAGGUUGUGCGUUGAAUUGUACAAAAAAAGGAAAGAAAAGCUGAAGUUUCCGUCAAAAUGAUUUCAAAGCACUUUUUCUGGUAUGUCUGAGUUUGACAAAGAAAAGAAAAUUGUUUUUUUUUUUUAUACUAAUUUGACUUUUUUUUUUAAAUUAUAUAUACCAUUAUGUUUACCAUCAUAAAAUACUUUAGCCUCAGAGUCCCCAGACGUGUCAUAUAGCAAAACACUACUUGGCUUCAUAUCUCUUGCCUCGCUUCUUCCCGCGGGAAGUGGAAUAGAAUCUUCCCCGAUGUAUUUCGUAUUGUUUACAGCGCUGAUAGAAUUCUUUCUGGGAAUGCUUUCAAAUUUCGCCCUGUACACUUCUCACGCACCCAAUAAAUCUGAGUUUGCCAGUUUGUUCUUUGGAA
Spea bombifrons (plains spadefoot toad) is the source of this 2142-nucleotide messenger RNA. It is a transcript of the gene LRRC47, whose product is annotated as leucine rich repeat containing 47. The transcript is spliced from 7 exons. Gene Ontology annotation, molecular function: protein binding; phenylalanine-tRNA ligase activity; RNA binding. Bases 35 to 1750 code for a protein of 571 amino acids. The record is from RefSeq and is a predicted model, not a curated record. Lineage: Eukaryota; Metazoa; Chordata; Amphibia; Anura; Pelobatidae. Gene Ontology annotation, biological process: phenylalanyl-tRNA aminoacylation.